Messenger RNA from Episyrphus balteatus (marmalade hoverfly), 6114 nucleotides. It is a transcript of the gene Spt6, whose product is annotated as transcription elongation factor SPT6. Bases 252 to 5633 code for a protein of 1793 amino acids. Gene Ontology annotation, molecular function: DNA binding; histone binding; nucleosome binding. The record is from RefSeq and is a predicted model, not a curated record. Gene Ontology annotation, biological process: transcription elongation-coupled chromatin remodeling; transcription elongation by RNA polymerase II; nucleosome organization. Gene Ontology annotation, cellular component: transcription elongation factor complex. The transcript has 6 exons. NCBI's taxonomy places the organism in Eukaryota, Metazoa, Arthropoda, Insecta, Diptera, Syrphidae.
UUUCCAGUGAAAAUGUCACUGCGUUGUGCUUUUGAAAUAUUUUUGCCACAUUUUAGUGCGUUUUUAUAGUUUUCUUUAAUUCCAUUUUAACAAAUUUCAAUUGUAAAAAAAUUCCCUCAAAUUGAUUUGUUUAAAUAUCAAAAAUUAUUUCUCCUUUUCUUUGUUAUUUGUUCUCCUAAAAUUAAAAAAAAAAUAUUCUUCCCAAAAUAUUUCUCUCGGGGUAGCCUUUUGCUUAUAGUUAAAUAAAAAAAAUGGCAGACUUCUUGGAUUCAGAAGCCGAAGAAUCGGAGGAUGAGGAGGAAUUGGAGCCACAUGAGCGAAAGAAACUCAAAAAGAAUAAAGCAAUGGCAGACAGCAGUGAGGAGGAGGAGGAAGAUGACGAAGAAGUGCUGCGAGAGGAACUCAAAGAUCUGAUCGAUGACCGACCUAUAGAAGAGGACGGCAGCGAUGGGGAGGAUUCGGAUGCGUCUGGUCGAUCGAAGAAACGUAAGAAAAGUGACGACGAUGAUGAACUUGACGAUCGACUGGAGGACGAUGAUUAUGAUUUGAUUGAAGAGAAUCUUGGUGUAAAAGUAGAAAGACGAAAACGAUUUAAACGCUUGCGUCGUAUACAAGAUGAGGAAAGUGAUGGCGAAGAACAACCCGUCGAUGAGGGAUUAGCUAGGGAAGCUAUUGCUGAACAACUUUUCGAUGAUGAUGAUGAUAAUGAACGCCGUUCUGAACGCAGUCACCGAGAACCCGAAGUUGAACACUUUGACGACGAAGAAGAGUCUGACUCUGAUGCUGAUGACUUUAUUGUAGACGAUGAUGGCAGGCCAAUUGCUGAAAAGAAAAAGAAACGUCGUCUCUUAUUUAACGAUGCGUCCCUACAAGAAGGUCAAGAUAUCUUUGGCGUUGACUUCGAUUACGACGACUUCAGUAAAUACGACGAUGAUGAAUAUGAAUCAGAGUCUGAAGGUGAUGACUACGAAGAAGAAGAUGGUACUGGCGAGCGCGAGAAACGCCCCAAAAAAUCCACCAAAAAGAAAUCCGCCAAAAAGACAAUAUUUGAAGUUUAUGAGCCUAGUGAAUUGAAACGCGGACAUUUUACCGACUUGGAUAAUGAAAUUCGUAAGACUGACAUCCCUGAGCGAAUGCAGCUGCGUGAAGUACCAGUUACUCCUGUCGCAGAAGGCUCAAAUGAACUAGAAGAUGAAGCCGAAUGGAUCUACAAACAAGCAUUUUGUAAACCAUCUGUUUCCGAACAGGAAAAGCCAACUGAUGGAGGAUCACGCGAUCGUUACCGCAAACCACCGAGUGCAAUAGGAAAAAUUAAACAAACACUUGACUUUAUGCGCAAUCAACAAUUAGAGGUACCAUUUAUAGCUUUUUACAGAAAAGAAUAUGUCAAGCCCGAAUUGACAUGCGAUGAUUUGUGGAAAAUUUACUACUUUGAUGGUCGUUGGUGUCAGUUGCUGUCCCGAAAGAACAAACUCUUGCAGUUAUUUGAAAAAAUGCGUAACUAUCAAUUGGAUAAGAUUAUGCAAGCGAACGAUGCACCAAUACCUGAUGACAUGCGCAUUAUCAAAGACGAAGAUCUAGACCGACUACGGGAGGUACAAACGCCUGAAGAAUUGAAAGAUGUUCACAUGCAUUUCUUGCUGUACUAUUCACAUGAGAUUCCUAAAAUGCAAGAGGAAUUCCGUCGCAAGGAAAAAGAAGAACGUAAAAAGGCAAGAGAAGAUGCUCGCCGAAAAGCAUUAGAAAACCUUGAAGAAGGCCAAGAACCCCCACCAGAAAGCGAAGAAAUCGAAGAGAUUGAAGAUGAACCUGAAGAGCAACUAAAACAAGCUAGAGAUUCUGGUCCCUAUGCAAUGUGCAGGAAAGCUGGUAUUUGUGGAUUUGCCAAGCGAUUUGGACUCACCCCAGAACAAUUCGCUGAGAACUUGCGAGACAGCUAUCAGCGACAUGAAGUUGAUCAGGAGGCCAUAGAACCCGCCGAUGUUGCCAAGCAGUUCUUGUGUCCAAAAUUCAUGAUGGUCGAUGAAGUAAUUCAUGCUGCCAAGUUUGUGGUAGCUCGACAAAUCGCAAAAGAACCUUUGCUGCGAAAAUGUGUUCGUGAGAUAUUUUUUGAAAGAGCCAAGAUAAAUGUGAGACCUACAAAGAAAGGCAUGAAAGAGGUGGAUGAGAACCAUCCAUGCUACGGCAUGAAGUAUUUGACAAAUAAGCCUGUCGUGGAUUUGAUUGGUGACCAGUUCCUUCGUCUGUCCAUGGCCGAAGAGGAUGGUUUGUUGGAAAUAACUAUUCUUGAAAAGAUCGAAGGAAAUACAGCAAGUUCAUAUCUAGAGGAGGCAAAGCAGCUCUACCAGCGUGAUGAGUUUUCCAAAAAUGUCCAAGACUGGAAUGCCUUGCGUAGCGAAUGUGUUGAAUUGGCUCUCACAAAGAUGGUAAUUCCUGAGAUCAAAAAAGAACUAAAAGCAAUUCUUAUCGCAGAAGCUAAGGAAUCAAUUCUAAAGGCGUGCUGCACUAAACUUUGUAAUUGGAUUAAGGUUGCUCCUUACCAACCUGACUUCACUGAAGAAGACGAUUACGAAUGGGAUACAUCGAAAGGUAUUCGCGUUAUGGGUCUGGCUUAUGUUCCAGAUUACACUCAAGCAGCUUUCUGUGCUAUAACGUCAAAUGAGGGUGAAGUCACAGACUACCUUCGACUGCCACAUAUUCUCAAACGAAAGAAUUCAUACCGGCCAGAUGAGAAACAAUGCAAACAAUCUGAUAUGGCCAAUUUGAAGGCGUUUCUGAGAAACAAAAAACCACACGUUGUGGCAAUUGGUGGGGAAUCGCGUGAGGCUCAAAUGAUUCAGCAAGAUGUCCAAGAAGUCAUCAAGCAAUUGGUCGAAGAAGAACAAUUCCCUCAAGUUGCCGUUGAGAUUAUUGACAACGAGUUGGCCAAGAUCUAUGCAAACUCUAACAAAGGAGUAGCCGAUUUCCGAGAGUAUCCUACACUCCUUAAACAAGCCGUGUCCUUGGCUAGAAAAAUGCAGGAUCCUUUGGUUGAAUACUCGCAGCUAUGUGGUCCUGAUGAGGAAAUUCUUUGUUUAAGAUACCAUUCGCUGCAGGAGCAAAUUCCCAAAGAGGAACUUCUUGAGCAUCUGUACUUAGAAUUCAUUAAUCGUACUAAUGAAGUUGGUGUAGACAUUAAUCUAGCGGUGCAAAACUCGCUCACGCUCAAUUUAAUUCAAUUUAUAUGUGGCUUGGGGCCGAGAAAAGGUCAAGCGUUGGUCAAAAUUCUCAAACAGACAAAUCAGCGGCUCGAAAAUCGAACCCAACUCGUUACUUCAUGUCACAUGGGUCCAAAGGUGUUCAUCAAUUGUUCGGGUUUCAUUAAAAUUGACACAAACUCUUUAGGCGAUAGUACAGAAGCAUAUGUAGAAGUACUUGAUGGUUCUCGUGUUCAUCCGGAAACUUAUGAAUGGGCAAGAAAAAUGGCCGUCGAUGCCUUAGAAUAUGAUGAUGAAGAAACAAAUCCAGCUGGUGCCUUGGAGGAAAUUCUCGAAUCACCGGAGCGUCUUAAAGAUCUCGACUUGGAUGCAUUUGCCGAGGAAUUGGAACGUCAAGGAUUUGGUAAUAAGAGCAUAACACUGUACGAUAUACGAGCAGAAUUGAAUUCACGUUACAAAGAUCUGAGGGUUCCAUUCAGAUCGGCCAAUUCUGAGGAACUCUUUGAUAUGUUAACUAAAGAGACGCCAGAAAGCUUUUAUGUGGGCAAGAUGCUUUUGGCUACUGUGAGCGGAAUAUCACAUCGUAAACCUCAAGGCGAGCAACUGGAUCAGGCUAAUCCAGUGCGUAACGACGAAACAGGACACUGGCAAUGUCCUUUCUGUCUGAAAGAUGAUUUCCCCGAACUUUCUGAGGUUUGGAAUCAUUUUGAUGCUGGCGCUUGUCCCGGACAAGCAACAGGUAUUAAGCUGCGACUAGACAAUGGGCUCAAUGGAUUUAUUCACAUUAAAAAUUUAUCUGAUAAACAUGUUAAAAAUCCCGAGGAGCGAGUGCAGAACAAUCAAGCGAUUCAUGUGCGAAUAAUCAAAAUCGAUGUUGAACGAUUUUCGGUUGAUUGUUCUUCCAAGAGUUCGGACUUGAUGGAUAAGAACCAUGAAUGGCGUCCGCGUAAAGAUAAUUACUAUGACCAAGAGCAAGAAGACAAAGAUCGUCGCAAAGAAGAUGACUCAAAGAAGGUCAAGGCCAAACAACAGUAUGUUAAGCGAGUUAUUGUCCAUCCAUCUUUCCACAACAAAUCCUAUGCUGAAGUGGUCAAAAUUAUGGAGGGCAUGGAUCAGGGAGAAGUCAUUGUUCGUCCAUCUAGCAAGGGUUCAGAUCAUUUGACUGUCACAUGGAAGGUAACGAAUGACAUCUAUCAGCACAUUGACGUUCGUGAAGAGGGAAAAGAAAACGCAUUUAGCUUGGGUCAAAGUCUUCUAAUUGGCAAUGAAGAAUUCGAAGAUUUGGAUGAAAUCAUUGCGCGUCAUGUGAAUCCAAUGGCAGCAUCAGCUAGGGAAUUAUUAAGCUAUAAAUACUACCGUGACACAGGUGGCGGCCUUAAAGACAAAAUGGAAGAACUGCUCAAGGAGGAAAAAAAGAAGGACCCGAAGAAAAUUCACUACUUUGUGUCUGCUUCAAAGAAUUAUCCGGGUAAAUUUCUACUCUCCUACCUGCCAAAGACAAAAUGCAGACACGAAUACGUCACUGUGACGCCAGAGGGCUUCCGCUAUCGUGGACAGAUCUUUGAGUCGAUUAACACUUUUCUCAAGUGGUUCAAGGACCAUUACUCAGAUCCACUUCCAGGAAAUACACCAAUGUCGACACCCCGCCCGCCUGCAAGCACACGAACGCCUGGCUAUAGCACUCCGCAAUUGAGUGUUAGUUCGGGCUCAAUUGGAAACAGAUCACAUGUUCCACCGCAUAUGAUGCACUCUAUGUCGCAUCCUAUGUCUAGCCAGACGCCUCACUACCCUAACACGCCUGGCUAUCAAGGUGGAUAUGUGAAUACUCCGUAUACCCCAAGCGGACAGACGCCAUUCAUGACGCCUUAUCACACUCCUCACUCUUCGCAAACUCCACGGUAUAAUCAUAAUACUCCGAGUCCAGCGUCGUCCACCUCGAACGGGCAUUUCGCACGUCCAGCGAUGCCCCCGUCGUCUCAUUCUCGUCAUGGCGGAUCUGUUCAUGCUUCACCGCAGUCGUAUGGUCGUUCACCUCGUGAACCUGGUGGAAGUCGUGGUCCAGGUGGAGGUGCUCCACCUCCACAUCAUUCUCGGUCGAAUGCCUAUAGUUCAGCCCAACAAGAGAGCAUGGACUGGCAAAUGGCAUCAGAUUCUUGGGCGCGUCGUAAACCAUCUGCUCCUAGCCAACAUAAUAGAAAUGCAUCCGGUGGCCAGCCACCUCCUCCAAUGCCCACCAGCAGUAAUUCGGCACGAACACCGCGCUACGAAGACUACCCACGCAAAACACCCCAAUACACAGAAGAACGACCAAUGAGCAGGUCCGGACGAUCGGACUUCUCAAAGAGUCCACGAUCAAUGAGAAGUACGCCACGAACAAAUACAUCUCCCCACUCUAUGAACUUAGGCGACUCCACACCCCUUUAUGAUGAGAAUUAGGUUUUUUCUUCAUCUAUUUCCUCCUACUAUUUAAUUAAUUAGUCUAAAUGCCAGACGAAAUAAGUUAACGAUUUUCAUUUUGAAUUGAUUGAUUUUUUUAUACAUAUUUAACAUACAUAUAGCCGCCCUUUUUAAAAUUAAUUACAAUUAGAGGGACACUUUGCUUCUCUAGUUCUCUGCUCGUUGGAAUUUCAAUAAAAAUCAAAACGCACGUUUCGUUGCGUGCAUUGUUGUGGUAUGGAAAUAAUUUUUAACAAAAAGUGGAAUACACAAUAAAUUAUAAUUGAAAUUUAAAUUAAAAAAAAAAAAAUCAAGAAAACAAUAGAAACGUAUUAAAAAUAUUAGGCAAACAAAUAAUACAGUUUUAGUAAUUUAAUUGAUCGAUAUGCAAAAAAUAUAUAUAAAAAUAAAAAUUAUAUAUAAUAUCUAAAUAUUAUAAAGAAAACAGCUUAAAAAAUAGCUACAUUAUAAAAUAAAUAAA